AUGUCGGAUAUAACGAAGCGAGUUUCAAUAAAGAGCAUAUAUCUGAGUUUAUUCAUGCUCGGAUUAAGCUCAAUGCUCAUAAACUCCAUGAUGGACUUGGAGUCAUUCAUUUUCCUGAGGCUUCUUGGUAGUAGUAUCUAUGAUGCCCAGGGUAUGUGCUUCUUCUUGCGGAGAUUUAACUUAAUGGUUGGUAUUGUUAUGACCUUCCUCAGCAUUACGUUUUGUGGUCCAGUUGUAUGUGGAUAUUGGCAUUGGCUUUUGUUUUUUGGCUACUUGAUAAUGUCAGUGUAUAUCUCACUUCUCUCUUCUAGUGCUGCUACCAUUUCCAAGUCAACUGUUGCUGGUGUUUUCGCACUCUCAAUUAUAUCUUAUGCCCUGCAAACAUCUUCCGUAAAGUUUAUGUUUGACCCAAAGAUAUUUGACGGUGAUGAAGAUUGUUCUUUGCAUAUCCUAAUAUUUUUGGCUGGUUGUUUUUCCUCUGGAAUUUUGGUUCGUAUGCUUUUGAAGUUUAGUAAAACCAAUCCAUUUUUGACAUUGAACGAUUCUCGUGCAGCUUUACACCUGUUCAAUAGGUUAUUUUGGGUAUUUACCUUUAUAUCUGGUAUCUCUGCACUGUUAUUGAGCAGAAUGACGUGCGUAAAGGAUGAUGAAGAGGACGAAGAAGCUACAAGUGGCCAAUCGCUCUCUGAAUUAUUGAAUAACAAUAACAGGUGGAUUUUUGUGGCCGCUUGUUUGGGCUGGUGUUUUUCUCCCAUGCUAAAUAAUUUUGCAAUAUCUCUUGUUCAUAACUUGGAUCGCCUACAGUCAAUAGAUUUGGAAUAUGUACAAUACUUCACAUCACUUGUUGUUUCACUAAUUAUUUGCACAUUGGUUUAUAAUGAGAUAAUAGUUUUCAAGGGCAAGACCGUAACAUAUAGUUCCUUUUACACUGCAUUAUGCGGUAUUGUUAAGCUUGAAGGUGUUGAAAAUACACUCUCAGAUGAUGGUGUUUCAGAAGAAGCUACUUCUAUGGCUUCAUCUAUAAACUCCAGAUUAGUUCGUUCAAUCCAACCGUGGGUUGCACUUCCACAUGGAUACUGGACCGAAUGGGAAGAAUAUGAUAACAGUGAUAAUCACCGUAUGGUAACCCUAGUAUCUAUGCAUAUGACGAUAUCGAAGAUACGUAAUGAGGAUAUUUAUGAUGUUUAUGAUCCAUGUGAGGACCCAAAGAGCUUAUCUGAUUAUUAUAUGGAUCUUUUGGAUUGUCGAUAUUCCUUGUUGUGGCUCAUAUGCUGUUUUGUCAGCUACUACCAGAAUUUGCUUGCUACUAUCGGCGAAAUAUUUCCGGACGAAAGUUGUGGAGGGACUAACUGCUGCUGUUUAACAGAACUUUGUACAAAGAUUAAAUCUCACAAGUGUUGUUGCAUAUCGGAAGAGAGCAAACCAAAAAUUGAAUGUAAUAAAUGUCAGGCAUGUGAUUGCAAAAACAAUAAAUAUCUGAAAUGUUAUGUUACAAGUACAAUAAAUACGUGCAUUAAGGACGCAAACAAGUUAAUUCUUGAUAUAAAUUCUUGUAAUGAACUAGGGGAUGACUUUGAGGUUACAAGUGAAACAAUUUUACUUUCUGCCACAGCUCUAGAACGUUUUUUAUUAACAUUUUUGUGUCUUCUUGUGUACGCUAGAUUGGUGGAUGAAUUUCUUUUGCUCCAUUCAUUAAUGAAGUCAAUCGCUGUAAAUAUUUGUAAAUCGUUUUCAAACUAUUGCGAAAAGUGUAAAUGCGAAAAAGAUUCCAAACCUGAGGCGAAGGACUGCAAAUGUUGUUGCACCCUGUAUUUUAAACUUCUUAAAUGCCUAUGCAUGUUACACGAGAAACACAAUGAUGUUGUAAAUAUAAUUUUAGGAAAAAGUGCUGCGAAUUUGGCAAGCACAAUUCCGACCCUAUCUUUAAUCAGAUCUGUUUCACUACUAUCCACAUAUUUUUCUGAUUUCUUGGAUUCAAAGUUUGUUUGUGAACCUUCGACUUGUGGAUGUAAGUGCCAGAAGGACAAUUGCUCAUGUAAGAAAUACAGCACAAAGUUGGAUGAUAUCCUCAAUUUGAUGAUAGGAGGAUUGGAAUUUUUUUCAGAAUGUGAUGGGUUACUUUCAUCGGUGAUUUAUUUGAUUUCUAAUUUUGCUAAGGAGAAUUUUACUUGCAUUUCUCUUCGUCCUAGCACUCUUUAUAUGCAUGAUUGGACUUUCCCUAAAAUAUCUUACGAUAAAAUUUGUGAUGUAACAAAGUUAGACUCAUGUUUUUCAAAUUUAUCUGAAUGUUGCCCUUCUAGUUCUGGCAAGUGUUUGUGUCAUAAUGGAAACGCAAAAAAGGAAUACUAUUGUUGCCAAUGUUGCUCUGAAAAUUGCGUCUGUGGAGGUGUUCCUACCUCUAACAAAUCAUGCUGCUCUGAAAAUUGCAAAUGCAAUUGUUGCACAAAAAAUGUUAUGAUAUGUUGCAAGUGUAUAGAAAGGGAUAAGAUCAUAUCCUGUUGUGCGACAUAUAGCACAGCAAAACACCGUUGUAACACCUGUUUGGACUGUUCAUGCCAUUCACUUGAAGGGUUUGGUAUAUGUAUCAAUGGGAACAAACAGGAAGAAUGUGAAAAACAUAGUUGUGGAAAAUUCAACUGUCUGAUUGGUGGAUCUGAGUGUUCAUUGAUUUGUUGUGUCUCGUUGACAAUAUCAAGGAUAGGCAGCUCAUCCAUAUUUUCCAUGUGCAGGGAGGUUUUUAGAUUUGGCAGUCAUCUCAGAAAAAUAUCUUCUAAUAGUUGCACUCAUGGGAAGGCCUGUGUCUGUAAAUGUUGCGAAGAUAUAAAAUGCUGUAUUGAUUGUAAUGUUUUUAGCUGCCUCAAAACUAUCUGUUCCGAGACAAAAGAUACCAUUGAGUGUGUAAAAGCGUGUAAGGAUGGCAACUGUAGCUGUUUACCUUGCCUUUUAGGUUGCACUGUUUCACAUAUCAAAAAAUUUAAAGCGUGUUUCACUCAAGGGAAAAGCUGCAUGAUAUGCCCACAAGUAGUUGAUGAUUGGUCAUCAAGAAAUUGUACUAUUUCAUCCAGCAUUUCAAGCUCUUGUUAUAUUAAGACAAUUUCUAGUUGUACAUGCCAAAAUUGUUGUUGCAAAAAUGAAUCAGCUGGAUGUACAACCACUGAAUGCAAAUGUCCUUGUGCUAAGAUAAAACCCUCAGACUUUGAAUCACUAUCAAAACGUAUAAAUACAUACGAUAAAUGUACCAGAAAUAGGUUAUAUAAUGUUAGAGCUUAUGGUUUUUGUAAAAUAUCACAAAUUGAAAGAAAUAUUAAAGAAAUUAAUGAAGAAACUGAAAAAUGUAAGAAGAAUGUGGUUUGCGAUAUAACUAAGCUAACAGGGAGAAUGGAGCUUGUAGCUGGUCAGAGCAAAAUAUUUAAAUCUAUGUUGUCAACUAUAACGAGAACAUUGCAUCGUAGUUCACUUGAAUUCAAUAAGCUAUGUAAAUAUUUAGAUUGUUUGAUGGAAAAAACCGGGAGGUCUAUGCAAUUGGUAUAUUCUACAAGGAAAUCAAUGAUGACUCAAUCAAUGAAAGAUGUUGUCAAAGAAUAUAAACAAGAAAUAAAACCUAAAGAGAUGAUAGAAGAAAAGUUUAUAGAUGGAAAUUUUAUUCUUCUGUAUUUAUCAUUGUGCUUUAUGAUUUUAUUAUUUUGUAAGAUUGGUGGGAUAAUUCCCUAUGUUAGGAAUAUUCCCUAUGUACCAAAGUUACGUUUUCUAGUAAUGGCUUUUGCUACUGUAACAUCUUUUACUUUGAACUACUCAUUGGCGUCGCUUUCUACAUCCAGAUGUAACCGUGACUAUUUGAUAAAUAUGGCAAUGUUACUUGGUUUGGUGUCUGGAAUAAUAUAUUCUUGGGUAUCACAAUGGUUAACUUAUCGCAUGUUUUUGUAUGAACAAUUCAGGUUGAUUUACGCCAGAUUCCGUCUGAUAUAUCCUAGUUCAGUCUAUAGAUAUCAACCUGGUUGGUUUUGGUGGUUUGAGGGUUUUGUUAGUUUUUUGAAGAUGGACUUUUAUGCAAUGGUUGUCAUGUUGACAUUUGGAAAUCUGAAGGAAAGCUAUGACCCAUUCAGCUUCGGUUUUAGUUCACGUUUUGAGGCAAACUAUGAUCUGGUCGAUAGUGGAUCCCACAUAUUUAGUGAGGAGGACUGUCUGAAACACAUAAAGAAAUCUGUGUUGGAGGCUUCCCCAAUGAAGUUAUCUACUAUGUUAGAUCUGAGAUCUUUCCUUUCUAUUCCAAGGAAUAACUGUAACUUCUUGACGGAUGUGGACGACGGCGAAUCUGUCAACUACUCCGUGGAUUUACUAUGGCAAUCCUGGAAAACUGGUGUGAAAGCUACAUCAUUUGCUGACAGAUUGCAACAUUUAAGAGAAAAUGCACUUAAACUUGCUGAAAAGGCGGUACAAAAGAGUGCAAGGGAUAGUAGCUACGACUUUGAUUCCGUAAAUCAGUUGAAAGUUAUGUUUGAAUUCCAAAAUGAGCAUUUAUUAGAUUUACCCUCGAAAUGUCUGACAGAUGCGGCUGGAAACUCACAAAUUCUACUUUCCGUUCAAGCUAGGAAGCUUUUGAAAUUGUAUGAGAAAGAGUACCUGCGUCUGUGGCACUCUUACUAUUCUGACCAUUCUGAAGGAGAAAAGGUCGAAAAAUAUGCCUUACCUGGUGAUAUUAUGUCAAUGGCAGAACUACUCUCAGAAUUUAAACAAUGGGAGAAGAAUAAGUAUGAGAUGUGUGAUGAGGUAUUCGGCUCGCAUGAUAUCUGCAAAAGUGUAGUUUCCAGAGUGGUUGAAGAAUUUAAUUCUAUAUUGGCAGAUAAUACACCCUUCGCCAUAAUAGAAAAUUAUAAGGGAAUCAUCUCCGAUUCUUAUGUGGUGGAAGAAAUGCCUAGUGAAAUAAAGAUCGCCAAAUUCUUGACUGAGGCAAGUAAAUCUAGCGACAUACAACAACUCAAUCUGAUAAAAUCUGAAAUGGCAUCCCUAAUGCAAAACAACGAUCCAAAUUUAAAGAAGUAUAUUGGAACACUUUUGAACGGUUAUGUCUCUCUUUGUAAGAAUAUAGAUGCAGAGUCUUCAAUGUCGGAAAAGUUCUGGAAACACGAUGGUUAUCUACUCGGCGAAUGGAUGAGAUGGCAAGGACUACCGACGUCUAACGAUGUCAUUGAUAUGUUUUUCAAACUCUACUCAUUUUAA
Messenger RNA from Theileria equi strain WA, 5217 nucleotides. RefSeq lists its product as hypothetical. The coding region runs from base 1 to 5217 and encodes 1738 amino acids. The record is from RefSeq and is a predicted model, not a curated record. The transcript has a single exon. NCBI's taxonomy places the organism in Eukaryota, Apicomplexa, Aconoidasida, Piroplasmida, Theileriidae.